Molecule: messenger RNA, 1684 nt
Organism: Arabidopsis thaliana (thale cress)
Lineage: Eukaryota; Viridiplantae; Streptophyta; Magnoliopsida; Brassicales; Brassicaceae
Gene: PMP
Product: putative type 1 membrane protein
Exons: 11
Coding region: 186-1280 (364 amino acids)
Source: RefSeq, marked reviewed
AACCGGAAUUGAAAUAACCGGGUUUUGAACAGAUAAUAUUAAUUUCAAACGACACCGUUUUGGAGUUGUGUCUAACACUUUGAUUGAUUCUGAAAUCUGGAUUCGUCUCCUCCAUUAAACAUCUCUCGUCUGAUAACACCGAUCCAUCUCUUUCUUUCUCUCUCCGUCGACUCUCGUUCUUAAAGAUGAAAGCUUUCUACGUAUUCGUUGUUGCUCUUCUUCUCACCUUGAAUUAUAGGGGAGAAGCAAGUGGUUCUGUUUUCUUCAUUGAUGGAUCCAACAAUCAAUAUCUUCGUCCACGAUCAUCCAGUGAGGCACUUCCCAUGUCGCCUGUUGAAAUAUCUGCAGCAGUGUCUGCCUUGUUGGGUUUUGCACCUUCAGCAACUUUGACAGCUGAUGGCUCAUCCAAGUUGAACAAGAUUCUAAAACCUAAUCCAUUUGAGAGGCCUCGCGCUGCUUUUGUGCUAGAAAUCGCUGGAGCUGAUGAUAUGCUUUUGGAAACCUCCCCUAGUCAUUCUUUCUUGGGCAAUGCCAUAAGGAGCAGUAUUAAGUCUGAUUCGUACAAAGCUGAUACUGAACUUCCAGACAAUGAAGUGGUUGUUGUGUCUGUCAAUGAACCCUCCUCUGAUGUGACUGACAAGGACAUUAAUGAUUUUGCAUCUUGGUUGGGUGGAUCAUAUGUUGCUGGAGCUGAACCAUCGUCUGGAUUGUUGAGUAUCCCUCUGGCUGGGGGUGCUAAUGUGGAGUUCAAUUUGGAAAAGGAAGCAGAGAGGAAAUUUGCAUUGAACCUUUUGGGUCUAUAUCAGAAUAUCAGACAGGCAGUCAGCGUUUAUGACGAUUUAUCUCAUGGUAUUGACAGAACUGCCGAAUUAACGGUUGGACGCUUUGGUGGUAUCGAUGCUUUAGCACAGGAGUAUGGACAAGGUAUGGCUAAGCAAGGGAUGGAUGUAUUACUUUCCACAUUAUCAAAGCUAUUCAAUCUGUUGGAGACAUCUCAUAAAGGCCAAAUUGUUGGGGUUAUCGUCCUUGAUGAGAGAGUAAACCAAGAAUCAGAAAAUCUUUUGAACUUUGGGUCUUCCCGUUCAUCUGCACGCUCAAUGGUGGAAGUGGAGGGAAUUCCAAGUGCAGCCAUUAUCGCUGAGGUUAUACUUGUUAGGCUGACUCUUGCAUGGUUGACUGGAAUCAUUCUUCUCAUUGCAACUAUCCUUGGGGUAUACUUCCUUAUGAACAUGCCUUUGACGAAGGAUACUCUUCUAUAUUCAAAUGUAAAGCUCGACUAAGAAAUGAAACAGAGCUUCAAAACGGCAAAAGGACACUGAUUUUCUCUACAGGUCGUUCGUUUACAUAUUUUUGUGUGUAUCAAGCCGUGUUUCUCAACUGGCCGCCUUUGAAACCGGUGUCAUUUGAAUGUUUAAAGAGAAGGAUGAAACUUUUGGUGGUCAGAGCAGUUGAUGUGUUAUGUGUAUAUUGCCAUAUUGGUUGCAUUCUCGACUUAUAAUUAUUUUCUUUCUUACAUACAUUUUGAGUCUCAGUCCUAAUAAUAAAAGACCACUUUGGACACUUGAUGUGUAUCUUCUGUCUCUGUAAGAGCUUUUGAUCAUGAAUCUGAAUAUAUUAUUGCAACUUCUCCAGGAGCUUUGUUUUGCAUAAGACAGCAUCAUUAGGCUGCUCAUUUACAAAUGUC